GACGGACGAGAAGAGCGGAGCGGUGUGGAUCGUGGGAUGAGAGAUGGACGGUGGAGAUGAAGUGGAGGUGGUCCCGAGACGGUGGGCUUUUCCAACAUAUAAAUUGCAGAGCAGUUCUCUUCCCCACAACAAACUCGCUCCACUCUCAACAAUUCUGAAACUGUUUCUCUCUCUCCUUUCCUUCUUUCUCUUUCUCUCUCUGUCUUUCUCUCUCACACAGACGCACACACUCAUUUGCUUUUUUGUCCUCGUAAUUCUGGAAUUCAAUUCAAACCUGGGCGCUUGGUUGAUUGGUUGGUUUGUUGACGCGAGCGUCGCUGCCGGAGAUGAAACCAGCGUCGGAGCACAUGAUAAGGCUCUCUAGGUAUAGAAAUUUGGGGCGGUGCUGCUGCUGUUGCGGGUGCUAGCCGGAGGGGGGGUGGGGGUGGGGGAAGGAUUGAAGACAGCGUUGCGUUGGUUGGAAUUGGAGAGGCUGAGUGUUGGAGAUGGACGGUCAGAAAAGCCAGGGGAAGCUAACAAGGACGCAAUCGUCGCUCCUCCGUUCUUCGCCCACCAUUCGCUCGUCGAUUCAUAGUUUGUCUUCCGUCAGCGAGAUCGCGCCUGAUCACGAAGCGGCAAGCGAUAUCGAGGAGCAGAAGCCGCAUAGGCGGCGCGUUCCCGAGCCGGUUAGAUCCCGUUCGUCGCGUUUGGCGCCGGUUAUUGCAAUCCUGCUGCUCUCGGUGUACACGCUCUUUGCCUUUUUCAACAGGGACGAUGUAUCCACCUCGGAGAAUUUCCUUUUAGUUCUAAUUUUCGUAGCGGUUUUGCUUUUCUUCGUAUCCAAAAACAAGGCGUUAGUGAAUCGCAAUUUCUACCUGUGUAAGCAAGUGUGUGAUGUGUACGCGAAGAAAUUAGGCCUUCUUUGUUUGAACUCCAAAACUCAUUCAAAGCCUGUGGAAUGGUUCAUUGGGGAGUCCAAUUUAGACAAAACAGAUAGAAAAGACCAUACCGGGAAGGAAUGCAGAGCUAAAAAGAUCAUAAGGGAGGGUGUGGAGUUUUACAGCAAUGGCGAUUUCUACGAAGGUGAGUUUCACAAGGGGAGGUGCAAUGGCAGUGGAGUGUACAAUUACUUUGGGAAUGGAAGGUAUGAAGGGGAUUGGAUUGAUGGGAGAUAUGAUGGUUAUGGGAUUGAGAGUUGGGCUAGAGGGAGCAGAUAUAGAGGGCAGUAUAGGCAGGGCUUGAGGCAUGGGUAUGGAGUUUACAAGUUUUAUACAGGGGAUACUUAUGCUGGAGAGUGGUGUAAUGGGCAAAGUCAUGGCAUAGGAGUGCAGACCUGCGCUGAUGGAAGCUGUUGCAUUGGAGAGUUCAAAUGUGGAGUCAAACAUGGCCUUGGAUGCUACCAUUUCAGGAAUGGAGACAGAUACGCCGGUGAGUAUUUUGGAGAUAAAAUCCAUGGUUUUGGUGUCUACCACUUCGCCAACGGCCAUUACUACGAAGGGUCUUGGCACGAGGGGCGCAGGCAAGGCUGUGGCAUGUACACUUUCCGUAAUGGCGAGACCAGAUGUGGCGAAUGGGACGGUGGAAGCCUCAAGACCCGCCUCCUGCCUAAUUCUGAUGCAGUCCUUCAAGCUGUGCAGGCAGCUCGGAAAACAGCUGAAAAAGCGAUCAACCUUUCGCGGGUAGAUGAACAAGUGAACAAGGCAGUGGCUGCCGCCAACAGGGCUGCCACUGCAGCCAGAGUCGCGGCUGUCAAAGCUGUUCAGAAUCGAAUUGAUGGCAAAUUUUGCGAUACUAACAGUAUUAUAUAUCUGGAUGGCAUCCCAUGCAAUUGAUUCAAUUUAUCAGGAUCAGGUAGUGCAUCAUCAUGCCUUUUCAAUUUCAUCCCCAAGUGGGGUGAUAUGUAUAUAUAUAGAGAGAGAGAGAGAGAUUGAUAAUGGUAAUGAUCAAAAUGUUCAAUAAUAUUGCAAUAGAAACACAGUGCACAUGCAGUGGUUGUGUGGUGGGGUUUUCUUACAAAAAAUUUC
This is a messenger RNA of Andrographis paniculata, 2003 nucleotides long. RefSeq lists its product as uncharacterized. The record is from RefSeq and is a predicted model, not a curated record. The coding region runs from base 486 to 1811 and encodes 441 amino acids. The transcript is spliced from 4 exons. Lineage: Eukaryota; Viridiplantae; Streptophyta; Magnoliopsida; Lamiales; Acanthaceae.